AUGUCCUGCUACAACCCCUGCCUGCCUUGCCAGCCCUGCCGGCCCUGUGGCCCGACCCCGCUGGCCAACAGCUGCAAUGAGCCCUGUGUCAGGCAGUGCCAGGACUCCACCGUCGUCAUCCAGCCCUCCCCCGUGGUGGUGACCCUGCCCGGACCCAUCCUCAGCUCCUUCCCGCAGAACACCGCUGUUGGAAACUCCACCUCCGCUGCCGUUGGCAGCGUCCUCAGCUCUGCGGGAGUGCCCAUCUCCUCCGGGGGCUUUGGCCUCUCCGGCCUCUCUGGCUUGGGCAGCCGCUCCUGUGGCACAAGGUGCCGCCCCUGCUAA
Messenger RNA from Chroicocephalus ridibundus (black-headed gull), 324 nucleotides. RefSeq names its product feather keratin 1-like. The transcript has a single exon. Gene Ontology annotation, cellular component: intermediate filament. Bases 1 to 324 code for a protein of 107 amino acids. NCBI's taxonomy places the organism in Eukaryota, Metazoa, Chordata, Aves, Charadriiformes, Laridae. Gene Ontology annotation, molecular function: structural constituent of cytoskeleton. The record is from RefSeq and is a predicted model, not a curated record.